Molecule: messenger RNA, 963 nt
Organism: Prorocentrum cordatum
Lineage: Eukaryota; Dinophyceae; Prorocentrales; Prorocentraceae
Source: the annotation of a GenBank genome assembly
AGCCAUUUUGUCUCAAGACAUUGCGGCUCGAGCGGCUCUGUUGCUUUGCGGCCGUCGCGUGACCUCCUGAGUUAUGGUCGAGUGCAAGGACGCCAGACUUCUCGAUGGCAUGUCGCCGGUGCAAGAAAUAUGGAAUGCAGUCACGAUGGCAUGUCCCACAUUUGUUGCCAUGUGGUUCUUGUGGUCGCCUCCUUCUCCUGACUUCGUGGGCUGGCGCCCAAUUGUGAUGGCAUUGGGACUUAUAUUGCACCUGCCAUUCAGCUGUGCAUACCAUCUGCUCCUAGCUCGCCGCGAACUUCACGACGCGGUUGAUAAUGUGCCACGGAGACUCGAUCAAUCUUUCAUCCACGUGGCUGCCAUUUUUAUUGUCAACGGCACGAGUUCUUCUUUCAUAUAUGCUGGCGUCGCGUCAUUGCUGAACCUGUAUUUUUUGUGCCGCCUUUGGCCUCUCGGAGGCGACGCUGGGUGGAUUGAGCGCAUGGUGAACGUUGGAGUCGGAGUGCUGUCGUAUGGCCUCCCUGGGCUUUUCCAGCAGGAGUACCGACUGUUUCUCGUCGGAGUCGCGUACUUCAUUGGGGGUGCGGCGGCGAUGAUUCUGCGCUUGGGAGGCUGGGGCCACGGGAUCAUGCACAUUUGCCUCGGAGGACUGGCGUACCAGGUGUUCAGUUUCGUUGGCAAGCUCAACGACACAUGAUCGUGGCAUCGGCCUUCAACGCUGGCCCCUCGACGUGCUCCCUAUUUUUGCGGCGCGUGGAUUUCGUACGACUCCGUGUUCGUCGCCGAUGUGUGUGUCUUUCCUGGAUACCGGGUGGUGUAUGGAGCAGCAGCCAGGCUUGAUUUCUCACCGCUCCUUUUUACGGGCUGUUGAUCUGCCCCGCCUGGGCCUCGGCAGGUCGCGGCGCCCCUCGUUCGUCGGGGGAUACGGCGUCCGAGACAGCGCGCCUGCGAUAGGACAAACAAAAG